This is a messenger RNA of Penicillium pulvis, 2229 nucleotides long. RefSeq lists its product as uncharacterized. Bases 1 to 2229 code for a protein of 742 amino acids. The transcript has a single exon. Lineage: Eukaryota; Fungi; Ascomycota; Eurotiomycetes; Eurotiales; Aspergillaceae. The record is from RefSeq and is a predicted model, not a curated record.
AUGCAGGGUUUAUGGUCCCGAGCUGCUCCCUCGCAGUCGACCUGUCGCUGUGUCUCGUGUUUGAGCACGACUGCUACUGGCGUUACCUCGCGAUCAACCACCGCUGCCAGUAAACGACGCCUCCGAAUAGGCAAUUCCGUCACCGCAUUAUACACGAGCAUCUUCGCUGUUGCCGCUCUAGCCGAUGCUAAGGCCAAAACUCAACGUCGAAAUGACUGGGAAGAGAAGAUCGCGGCCGUUAAGGCGGAAGUGAACGAAUUGGUGGAUGAAGAGCAACGUUUGAUGAAGUCAUUACAAUCAAGGAGAAAUUCACGUGGAAUUUAUCGACUGCUGUACAAUGGGCGUUCAGGAAUCACUUCGAACUUACCUCCGAUGACACAGCGACGAACCAUGUCAAGCCAGCCAACAAGGUCCUUCCACACCGAUCGCCGGCUGAUCAAUGCUGCUAGUGCAGAGAUAGCGGAGAACUAUGAAGCAGAGGAGGAAAUCACAUAUGAUGAUGAUUGCCUGGUAGAUAUAGAAGAUAUGGAAGCAAGGCAUACGUUCUUCCCGAGUUGGGUCCUUCAAGAUCCCAUGCGAAUCAAAGCCAUCCAAAAGUUGGCCCUCAGACAAUUGGCAAUUCGAAUGUUGCUCCGACCGACUAUCGCCCAUCGUUAUUCUGGACUUCCAGUGAACUACACUCGAGAUUUCGAUGUUCCCCAAAUCAACGUGCCAAGUCUACUGGAAGAGCUCAACAAGCUUCGACGUCGGAUUACUGAACUUCGGACAUCCGAAACCUCACAAUAUGCAGACCUGGUUCAUGAGCUCACCACAUUGAGUCCACAAAGAGUCCAAGAAAAAUGUAAAAUCCUUGACGCGGAGCUCCAGCAAGAUCUCCGACUAUUCACGAGUCGGCAGAUGUCCUUAGAUGAAGCUCUCUUGCGAACUUCCGAGAAUCUCCUCAACUCAGUGGACCCGGACCGGACAAAUGCAUUCAGGAGUAUAAUCGUUGCCUUCAGCCAAGCUCGCCAGAAUGAUCUGACCGAACUGCUGCUACGAACAAUCUUACCACAUCGAUUCUAUUUGAGCACAUCCCUCAUAACAACGAUCAUGGUUUUCUUCCGCAAGUCGAAAAAUCUCAAAGAUUUUGACCUUUUCCUCCGCAUGCUCACUGGAGAAGGUUGGUCGGCAAACCUGGGUGCACUGGCGCCCUAUACCCACCGAAAGAUCAAUGGACUGGACGUGGUCGUCCCGCCAAUGGACAGCAAUAGCGUUCUCAUAUAUUCAGAGCUGAUUACUUGUGCAUUGCGAUUCAAUCAGCCGGAUCGAGCAGAUGCUUGGCUCCAAGCUGCGCGGCGUGUUGGCUUCUUUGACAACUUCAACACAUUGUUUUGUUAUAUCAAAUUCUACAGCAUCAGACAAGACUGGGAGAAAGGCUCCGCGGCUCUCAAACGAGCUGUCACCUACCUAGUUUCAUCGACCGGCCUUGAAAAACACCAUGUUGAGCGCCUUGUUGUGCUCAUGGCUCAUCUCUGUGAUUCUUGUGGUCGAAAAGACGUUUCGCAAGCUCUGAUAUCUGCUGCUAUGGACAGUGGAUUUGAUUCUUGCAUACCGUCAAUACAAGAAGAUGUUGAUCCUAUUAUUGACCCCAACUUUGUGCGAUGGGCCCAGGCUGCUCAAUCAGCGCCCAAGGAGAACGCCGGUCGUCCUUUGUGGCAGAAGUGUUCCGAAUUUGCAUACACCUUCGGUAAUUACUUGAACAGUCUGGAAACAUCACAUGAUGACACAAGGACUCAAAAGCUUGUCAGCCACGCUGCUUCCCAUGCGCAGAAUGCCAUGAUGGCCAGUCUUAGCGGUGAUCCAUCAACAUUAAAGGACAUCAAACCCAAGAGCGAUGCUAUGUCAUCAAGUUCACAGUCUGAAGUUGCUCAAUUGAAAGACGAAGUCGCUCAACUUCGUGAGCUCGUGUUUGAGCUCCGAAAACAUCAUAUCGAAGCUUCAUUCAGAACAGACAGCUCUUACGCUCCCUCCGAUUUCACAUAUGAAGAGCAUACUUCACAACAAUCCGAUACCCUUUCAUAUGCCCCAUCCCCGGCUUCCGAAACCCAGGGCCCUUCUCCCAUGCCCAGCAGCGUCGAAUUCCACAAAGUUGCCUCCAAAGCAGGCCGACCAAAGAAAUCACAGAAACGGUCCGUGGAAGAUAGGGAUCUUUUCACCCCUCGCCGUACAGCAAGCCAAGUAACAGCUUAA